UUACACAUUUAAAAAUUUGUUGUGCAGGAAGUUGGAUGCAACCAUGCUCAGAGUGUUGGGUUUUCAACGGAUGGAUUUGCAACAACACAUACUAUGAGAAAACUGCACCUCAUAUGGGUGACUUCUCGCAUGCAGAUUGAAAUUUACAAGUAUCCUGCUUGGAGUGAUGUAGUUGAAAUUGAGACGUGGUGUCAAAGUGAAGGAAGAAUUGGUACUAGACGUGAUUGGAUCCUUAAAGACUAUGCCAAUGGUGAAGUCAUCGGAAGAGCCACCAGCAAGUGGGUAAUGAUGAACCAAGACACAAGAAGGCUUCAGAAAGUGACUGAUGAUGUCCGUCCGUGA
This is a messenger RNA of Coffea arabica (coffee), 342 nucleotides long. Its product is annotated as oleoyl-acyl carrier protein thioesterase 2, chloroplastic-like. NCBI's taxonomy places the organism in Eukaryota, Viridiplantae, Streptophyta, Magnoliopsida, Gentianales, Rubiaceae. Gene Ontology annotation, biological process: fatty acid biosynthetic process. The record is from RefSeq and is a predicted model, not a curated record. Gene Ontology annotation, molecular function: acyl carrier activity; fatty acyl-[ACP] hydrolase activity.